AUGACCAAUAUUCAUUCCAUUUCCAUUUAUGGACCGUUCUAUGAUCCACUCGAUUUUAAAACCAACUUGAUUCGUCUGAUUGCGCCAUUGCGAACUGAUUCAUCUAUAACUUAUAACCAACAAAUUGAACGCUACGAUAAUACUCAUAGCGAUAGCAUCGACGAUAUCGAUAUUGCUAGUAUUCGUAGUCCUAGUUAUAAAACCAGUAAUUUAACUUAUUCUAUCGAGGUACAACGAGACGAAUUGAGUCCGAAAGAAGAAAUUGUCAACGAUUUUAAUACUCAACAACAAAGUUUACUAUCGACACGAGCUCUACCACAACAAGACGAUAGCAAUCCAAUCCGUUACAGCGAGCUAAUUGAAUCCAAUCAUCAAUCCAGAUCCAACAGCUUCAAUCUAUCGAUUAGUGAAAAUACCCUUGGAAAUAGCCCUAUCGUUCAACAUUUUUCAUCUGAUAAUCUGUACAAUUCGUCCUUCAUAAAUACACCUAACGAACAGACAGCUCAAGAUAUUUUUCAAGUCCAAAGUGAACCCAAUCCUAUCCUUACUGCUGAUAAAUUAGACGGUCUAAGACAAUCGAUUGACCUACAACAUUACAGUCAUAAAAAUACUGAAAUCUACCCCAAUUGGCAUCAACAAGAUUCAAUUGGUUUGCAACAGCUUUUCAAUAGAACUAAUCAGACUAUUAACACUUCUAUCAAGAAUAAUCUAAUUCAUAAUAUCGAUACUAUCAGUAGUAAUAUUAAUAAGAAUCUUGUUGAUCAGGAAGCAGUUAACUUGCCUGAUUUUAAUCAAAUCAAUUCGGACAAUAUGGUCAAUCCGAUCCAUUUAAUAGAAAGUAGCAAAGAUAUAGACAGCAAUAAUACCAUGAGUACAGAAUAUACAAGGAGUAGCCAUAAGUUACAUGAUUCACACAAGGCGUCGGCUAAAGUAAUGCCUAACCGGUAUCCAAAUGAGAAGAAAGUUGGCCAUAGCGAUAGGGCAAUGCAAUCCAAUCCACUAGAUAGAAGUAAGGUAACAGCAUUAUCGAAAGAUGCUGACGGAAAUAAAAUAAAUGAUGAAUCGAGUAAAAGGAGUUCGAAUCAGCAAGCAAGAGAGCCUGAACGUGUGGUUAAACGCACUAGAGCGCCUAUGUACAGUUCGCCAGGUUCGCCGGAAACCAAACGGAAAGAAGAAUUACAAGCAGCAAUCCAAAAAGCAAAGAUGUUGAAAGCAAAACGAAGUCUUCCAACGGAAAGUGAGCUGAAAGCUCGAUCAACCGGUCAUUCCAAGAAUGUGGAAAGUCUAGCUUCUAGUCCAUCAACCAAUCUAUCCGGUAGUCAACGUAGUAAAGAAGAAGGAAAUACUGCCAAUUUUCAAUCCAAAUUACAUUCUGAACCUAAUCAAUCAUUGAAUGAUCAAUCAACCGAUGCAAUCGAUCAAUCAAGAUCGAUUGGAUUAAGCAUUGCUACUGAUCUACAGAAUACACAAAGUCAAAAUGAUGACAGGUUAGAUGAUAUUGAUCCUUCUCUAACCAAUAAAAAUAGUGAAAAACCAAAUGUAGCUGAUCUCUUUUCGUUAUCCAAUAAGAAAAAUAUCGAUCGACAAUUAUUAACUUCGCCUAGUCCUCGUUUGGAUGGCAUUGACGAUGCGACGGGUAAUGAUCAAAUCAUUCAUCGUUAUUCUCCUAUCAGCCCAAAUAAAGAAACAAAAUUAAGCGCUAUGCAUAGCCGAUAUCGUAGUCUUGAUACUUCAGCUUCAGAAGAAUAUGAUCGUAAUUAUCCUACUUCUCCUAAUCGUAAAAGUCCAUCGGAUCCAAUAGCACCUCGUCCUCGAGCUCCAUUAAAACGAGCUCAAACUUUACAAGAUCAUUACGAUCCUAGUUUAAAUCAGAACACAGACAAGUCACCAAUAACAACACCAUCAACCUAUGAAGCAGCGCUUCCAAAUAGAAAUAUCCAACCUACAUUACCAGCUUAUUACAACAAUAUCAAUUCUGCGUCAUCAGUCAGUAAAUCGGACCCAGUUUGUGAUUAUUGCUGUAGUAAAAUCAUCGGUACUCAUAAUUGCUUAACCAUUGAAAAUCAUAUCAUGCAUCGUCAUUGCUUUCGUUGUUUUACUUGUGGUCGCCAUUUAUCACGUAUAUCGUAUGUCUAUGAUGAAGCCGAAGAUCGAUUUUACUGCCAACGUUGUGGACGGGCUAAUAGUAUGACUAAUUUAAAUAAGGCAACAUCGACUAAAAUUAAUCCCUAUGCAGGCACUGCGCCAUCAACACCAAGUACUAGCCACUUUGAUCGAGCUACUAAAUAUCGUAUUCGUACUAUGUCCAACAGCUUAACCGAUGUAUCCCGUCGACGUACUAAAGAUAUUGCUCGUAGCUUAGAGAAUAUUUUACGAUCAAGCACACGAUCGCUCAAUUCUAUGGGUGGUAAAAAUUAUGGUAGUAAAGAAAGCUUAGCAUCCAAUAUAGAUAAAAAUGCAAAGCAAGCGCUAGGCCAUGCAUCCGAUGAUGAUACAAGUGAAAAUGAUAGUGUCUAUACUGGUAUUGAUAAUGAAAGUGAAGCUGGUGAUGUCCAAAGACGCAUUGCAAAUCCUCCACCUGCAAGAAUCCAACUUCCUAGCGAAGGAGAAAAUCAAUCUUUACAUUUUAUUGACAUUACUAUGAAUGAUAUUACCAUGCUUUACGUUAAACAAGCCCGUCUAGAAGCCCAACGAAAUCGUUUAGAGAAAGAGCUUUAUGAAGCAGGAGGCGAUCAAUACAAGAUAGGAGUAAAGGAAAGACUGAUUUUACUCAAGGAUGAAGAAUUAAAUAUCGUUAAACGAGAAGCUUCUCUAUUACUUUUGGUCGUUGAACGUAGAGAAGAAUAUAUCCUUAAGAAAUUAAUGCAAUUGGACAAGAAAGAAACUAGAUCAGAAGAUGAUACAAAUGACUAUAGAGGUUAUAUUCGAGAGUUAAAAGCAAUUAAUGAAAGAAGAGGACGUAUCAUGACUCAAGUUAAUGAACAAGGGCAUAAUAAUUUCAAAUAUAGGAAUGAAAUUAACAAUCGCUUACAAGCUGCAGCACCACGAAGAAUGUCCCUUAUUCCUCAAAAGAGAAGAAUUAGUAAACCAAAAUGUGCUCAACAGUGA
Molecule: messenger RNA, 3108 nt
Organism: Trichoplax adhaerens
Lineage: Eukaryota; Metazoa; Placozoa; Uniplacotomia; Trichoplacea; Trichoplacidae
Exons: 7
Coding region: 1-3108 (1035 amino acids)
Source: RefSeq, a predicted model, not a curated record